Messenger RNA from Mytilus trossulus (common blue mussel), 1823 nucleotides. RefSeq lists its product as uncharacterized. The transcript is spliced from 3 exons. The record is from RefSeq and is a predicted model, not a curated record. NCBI's taxonomy places the organism in Eukaryota, Metazoa, Mollusca, Bivalvia, Mytilida, Mytilidae. The coding region runs from base 30 to 803 and encodes 257 amino acids.
UCUGCUAACAACGCCCAAACUAUAGAGACAUGGAGAAAAAGACGCAGAGAAAUCGUUCAAAAAACUUCGAAUCGUCUGAAAUAACAUUGAUCACGGAACUGGUGCAACAGAACAUAUCCAUUAUCAGUGAUAAAUUUAAUUCAAGUCAGGGCACCAGUUCCGUGACCAGUGAAAAAAAAAAGUUGAUCUGGGAGCACAUAACCGAAAGGGUCAACUCUUUAGGUGUGUGCCCCAGAUCCACAAAAGAAAUUAAAAAUAAGUGGUCAAAUUUGCAUCAAGAGGCCAAAAAAGCCUACUCAGAGAAGGCCCGUGACCACCAGAGAACUGGCGGUGGUCCACCACCAAAACCUUUGACAGAGGCACAGGAGAGGAUUGUUGACAUAUACAAAGAUUGCCCCAGUUUUACGGGAUUGCAGGGGGUGGAGUCACCAAUUGAAGAUUCCAGUCUCACAACAACAGGUCAUGAGGCAGUUGAAAUUGUUAGUACGCCACAAUCAAUGAAUUUACUAUCAAAGUUUGUUGAUCAAUUCAAAGAAGGAUCUGCUAAUUCUGUAUCCACAAGCCAUCCCAGUCCAUCAAUUGAGUGUGAAGAGAGAGCACCUGCAGCAUCAACAGAAGAUGUGCAGAUCAUUGAUGUGCAUUUAACAUCUGAAAAAACCAAGAAGAGGAAAAUAAAACCUGAAGAUGUGACAAGAAUGCAAUAUGAGGUGCUGGUUGAACAAAAGAAAAAAUUAAUUCAGCAAACACUAUAUUAUGAACUAAUGAAUAAGAAGCUUAAAAUACAUCUAGACAUUGAAGAUUGAUUAAAUUAUUUGAUUAUUGUGAUUACAUAUAUCGACUUUGGUUUUAAGAGAAUAUUUGUUUGUUAUCUUAACAUAUUUUUCACACUGGUUAGAUGCAUAAUAUUGUUUUAACCAUUAGUUUCAGUAUAUUUUUUUAGCACAAUGGCCUGAAUAUCAAUUUAAAAGAUGUAGAUUUAGUAUGACUGCUUAUGGGACAGCCCAUCAUCCAAGACACAAUGAAGUUGAAUUAAGGUGGCUCAGGACUUUUCGACUGUGCAUAAUUUCACGCAUGAGUUACAAAAGUAUUUGUGGUAAAUUCAAUAUGAUUUUUUUGAAUAUUUUGAUUGAUUAGAAAUGUUGAAUCAUUGUAGCUAUGUGACUAAUAGAAUAUUUUCGUUAUUAUCUGUAUUUGUUAAAGGGUCAAAAUGACAUUUCAAUUUUCACCAUUUUCCCGUCAAAACUUGGGUUUUAAGGAAAAAUAUUUGUUUCACUUAUCGGUGACCUAUUUUUUUUAUUGGCUCAUUCUUUGAAGCUAUAUUCUAGCUUUUCAUAUAACAGUUUUUGGAGCAAUUAUCAGAGAACGUUUUUUUGAUAUUCUGAUAAAAAUAUGUCAACACCUCUAUUUUCCCGAUCAUUUCAUUGAAAAAUGGUCCUUUUACAUACCUGUUUAAAAGUAAAAUUUUGAGCUUAAAUAGUUUGUGACCCCCUAUUUUUUUCGACCAAUUUGAUUUGAUUGAUUUUCUGGAAAGAGUAAAAUAACCCAAAAUAUGGCACUCCUGAUAGAAACUUCGAUUAGGCCCGAGCCACCUUAAGCAAUUAAAGGUUGCAGUUUGUUCUGGUCUUAUACAGAACAUGAUCAAACAAGGACCCUUUUCACUUUAAUUAUAUCUAAAAUUUUUGGUAUUUUUCAGUAGGGGUCAUUUAAUAUCAUUUAUAUGUCCAAAAAUUCUCAUUGCUUAAUAACUUGUUUACUUAGUGUGAAUUUCAUGAUUUUGAAUGCUUAAAUUGUUUGUACUGUGUAGCAACUUACCUGCAUAUAUA